Messenger RNA from Terrapene triunguis (Three-toed box turtle), 525 nucleotides. Its product is annotated as HLA class II histocompatibility antigen, DR alpha chain-like. The coding region runs from base 1 to 525 and encodes 174 amino acids. Gene Ontology annotation, molecular function: MHC class II protein complex binding. The record is from RefSeq and is a predicted model, not a curated record. Gene Ontology annotation, biological process: immunoglobulin production involved in immunoglobulin-mediated immune response; peptide antigen assembly with MHC class II protein complex; positive regulation of T cell activation. The transcript has 2 exons. Gene Ontology annotation, cellular component: MHC class II protein complex. Lineage: Eukaryota; Metazoa; Chordata; Testudines; Emydidae.
AUGGGGCGCUGCCCCCGAUCUGGCCCCAGGGCGGGGACUGGCUGGCUCAGGGGCAGGCAAUGGAACCCACUAACCCCUGUCUCCCCAGUGCCCCCUGAGGUGACCGUGUUCUCCAAAGGCCCCGUGGAGCUGGGCGAGCCCAACAUCCUGAUCUGCUUCGUGGACAAGUUCUUCCCGCCGGUGCUCAGCGUGACGUGGCUGAAGAACGGGCAGGAGGUGACCGAGGGCGUCUCCGAGACCGACUUCUACCCCCGCCAGGACGACUCCUUCCGCAAGUUCUCCUACCUGCCCUUCCUCCCCAGCCAGGGCGACUUCUACGACUGCCGGGUGGAGCACUGGGGGCUGCCUGAGCCCUUCACGAAGCACUGGGAAGUCCAGGUGCCCACCCCCGUCCCCGAGACCACAGAGACCCUGGUGUGCGCCCUGGGCCUGGCCGUGGGCAUCAUCGGCAUCAUCGCAGGCACCAUCCUCAUCAUCAAGGGCAUGAAGAUGAACGCUGCCCGCAACCCGCGGGGCCCCUUGUGA